Ricinus communis (castor bean) is the source of this 942-nucleotide messenger RNA. Its product is annotated as dirigent protein 18. The record is from RefSeq and is a predicted model, not a curated record. Lineage: Eukaryota; Viridiplantae; Streptophyta; Magnoliopsida; Malpighiales; Euphorbiaceae. The transcript has a single exon. The coding region runs from base 46 to 780 and encodes 244 amino acids.
UCAAAAAAAUCUUAGAUCAAGAAUAUUCCAAAACGCGCAUUCAAGAUGCUCAGGGAAUCAUCCACUUUGAUUCUAUUUUUCUUGCUAAUUGCUUUAGUGCUUGUAGCAACUGCACUUGACCCUGCAUCAACAACUGGGAAAGAACCAAUUCUUGAGAUAUACAUGCAUGACAUUCUUGGAGGCAGUAAUCCAACAGCAAGGCCAAUAACUGGCUUGCUUGGAAACAUAUAUAGUGGCCAAGUUCCCUUUGCAAAGCCAUUAGGGUUCCUUCCACCACAAGGUGGAGUAGCCAUUCCAAAUGCUAACGGUGCCAUUCCAAGUGUUAAUGGCUUAAAUGGUGUCCCACUAGGUACUGGUUUAGGCGGUGCUUCUUUUGCAGCAAAAUCAGGCAACCCUCAAGUCCUAUUAGGACCUGAUGGAUUAGGACUUGGAUUUGGAACGAUUACUGUUAUUGAUGACAUACUAACCACUAGUCCUGAACUGAGUUCACAGGCUAUAGGCAAAGCUCAAGGCCUCUACGUUGCAAGUUCAGCGGAUGGGACUACUCAGAUGAUGGCAUUUACUGCUAUGUUUGAAGGAGGUGAAUAUGGUGAUAAUCUCAACUUCUAUGGCAUGUACAAGAUUGGGAGCACCAUUUCGCGUCUGUCUGUGACCGGUGGGACUGGUAAAUUCAAGAAUGCAAGUGGCUUUGCUGAAAUGCGAUCACUUCUACCCCCUGGUCAACAUUUUAUAGAUGGUGCUGAGACAUUGUUGAGGAUCACUGUCUACUUAAAUCACUGAGAGAGUCUGCAGAAGAGCAGAUCUGCUGUGGGUCUCUAAAUGCAUCCAAGAAAAUUGUUUUUGAUAUAUAUUUUCUUAUAUCUGGUUUGAAAUUCUGUUGUAAGAAAUUUUUCAAGUGUUCAUCACCAUAUAAUCGAAAUUACUGAUCCAAGUUUACGCACA